This is a messenger RNA of Betta splendens (Siamese fighting fish), 5643 nucleotides long. It is a transcript of the gene cadps2, whose product is annotated as Ca++-dependent secretion activator 2. The record is from RefSeq and is a predicted model, not a curated record. Lineage: Eukaryota; Metazoa; Chordata; Actinopteri; Anabantiformes; Osphronemidae. Gene Ontology annotation, cellular component: glutamatergic synapse. Gene Ontology annotation, biological process: dense core granule exocytosis; synaptic vesicle exocytosis; positive regulation of exocytosis. Bases 366 to 4277 code for a protein of 1303 amino acids. The transcript has 30 exons.
AAAGUGAGACCUCCUGUCGGUGGCUCUCGUAUCUUCGAUUGCAGCCACAGGUUCCUCACCUGUGUGCUAGAGCGCGCGAGCACCGUGCAGCCGCUGUGUGCGCGCGCUCUGCCAUUUCAUUCCGACACAUUCAUCCCCAGCGCACACGGUGACGCCCCCCUCGUGUUAACCGUUAAAACCACGCCCACCCUCACCCCGCAGAAAACCGACGGUCCUCGCGGGUCGUGUCUCCAAACGCGCCGCCGACCGCAGCGGGGGAGACGCCGUCGGUCGGUGAAGUGCAGACGUUGACGCCACGUCGACUAAAACAAACAAACUAAGGCUUAAACAGUAGUUUCCGGAACCGCGGUUCAGUGCCGUGAACCAUGCUGGACCCGUCCUCCAGCGAAGACACCGGAGGGGAUUCCGACCCAGAAGUUGUCCAGGCGGCUCCCAAGAAGCCCGCUGCCUCCCCGGCGGCAAAGUCUGGGAGCAGCCGACGGGAGGGCGGCCGGCAGCGGCAGCCCGCCGCACCUGCAGGCACCCCCGGCAAAGGCGCCAAAGACGGCGGCGCCACAGGUGAAGACGAGGAGAGGACGGAGCGGGAGCGGAUCCAGAAGGAGGAAGAGGAGCGGAAGAUCAAACUGCAGAUCUACGUCUUCGUCCUGCGGUGCAUCGCGUACCCGUUCAACGCCAAGCAGCCCACCGACAUGGCCCGGCGGCAGCAGAAGGUGAACAAGCAGCAGCUGCAGGCAGUGAAGGAGCGUUUCCUGGCCUUCCUUAACGGGGAAACGCAGAUUGUGGCAGAUGAAGCUUUCUGCAAUGCAGUGAGGAGCUACUAUGAGGGCUUUCUGAAGAGUGAGCGCGUGUCCCGCAUGGUGCAGAGCGGCGGCUGCUCGGCCAACGACUUCCGCGAGGUCUUCAAGAAGAACAUCGAGCGGCGCGUCCGCAGCCUCCCGGAGAUCAACGGCCUGAGCAAGGAGACGGUGCUGAGCUCCUGGAUCGCCAAGUAUGACGCCAUCUACCGCGGGGACGAGGACAUGCGGCGCCAGCCGCAGCGGGCGCACCUCAGCGCCAUGUCGGAGCUCAUCCUCAGCAAAGAGCAGCUGUACGAGAUGUUCCAGCAGAUCCUCAGCAUCCGCAAGUUCGAGCACCAGCUGCUGUACAACGCCUGCCAGCUGGACAACGUGGAUGAGCAGGCGGCUCAGAUCCGCAGAGAGCUGGACGGCAGGUUACAACUGGCAGAGAAGAUUGCCAGGGAGAAGCGAUAUCCAAAGUUUGUCUCCUCCGACAUGGAGUCGCUGUACAUGGAGGAGCUGCGCUCAUCAGUUAACCUGCUGAUGGCAAACCUGGAGAGUCUGCCGGUGUCCAAAGGAGGUCCCGACUUCAAACAGAAGCUCAAACGCUCCUCUCUGAACAACUCCUUCCUGGACCUGGGAGACGAGGGAGACAUCCUGUCCAAGUCUGACGUGGUGCUGGCCUUCACUCUGGAGAUUAUGAUCGUGGAGGUUCAGGGCCUGAAGUCUGUGGCUCCGAACCGGAUCGUGUACUGCACCAUGGAGGUGGAGGGAGGAGAGAAGCUGCAGACGGAUCAGGCUGAAGCCUCCAGGCCACAGUGGGGGACUCAGGGGGACUUCACUACAACUCACCCUCUGCCCUCGGUCAAAGUGAAGCUGUUCACAGAGAGCACUGGUGUCCUGGCUCUGGAGGACAAGGAGCUGGGUCGGGUGGUUCUGAACCCGACCACAAACGGGCCGAAGCAGCCGGAGUUCCACAGGAUGGUCGUCCCCAAGAACAGCCAGGACACAGAGCUGAAGAUCAAACUGGCCGUUCGCAUGGACAAACCCCCCAACAUGAAGCACAGCGGGUACCUGUACGCUGUGGGUCACAGAGUCUGGAAACGCUGGAAAAAGAGAUACUUUGUCCUCGUGCAGGUGAGCCAGUAUACGUUUGCCAUGUGCAGCUACAGGGAGAAGAAGGCUGAGCCUCAUGAGCUGAUGCAGCUGGAGGGCUACACCGUGGACUACUGUGACCCUCAGACAGGUCUGCAGGGCGGUCGCGUGUUCUUCAACGCGGUGAAAGAGGGCGACCUGGUGGUGUUCGCCUGUGACGACGAGCAGGAUCGGCUGCUGUGGGUUCAGGCCAUGUACCGAGCCACGGGCCAGUCCUACAAGCCGGUUCCACCGCCACAGAACAAAACCACCAACUGCAGAGGAGGGAACCAGAACGCAGCGUCUCCAUUCAGUCUGGAUCCAUCUCAGCGUCAGGGGGUGGAGGAGCUGAUCUGUGCGGCUCCCUGUCGCUUCGACCACGCCGCCCUGUUCACCAUUUUACAGAAGCUCACUCUGCAGCACCGCAUGAACGACUCCUUCUCCUGCCUGGGCUGGUUCAGUCCCGGGCAGGUGUUCGUCCUUGACGAGUACUGCUCUCGCUACGGGGUUCGAGGCUGCCACCGUCACCUGAGCUACCUGAAGGAUCUGAUGGAUUACUCUGAGAGCAGUGCGCUGGUGGACCCCACGCUGCUGCACUACAGCUACGCCUUCUGUGCCUCCCACGUCCAUGGGAACAGGCCUGAUGGGAUGGGGACAGUGACCGUGGCGGAGAAGGAGCAGUUUGAGGCCAUCAGGAGCCGCCUCAUCGCUCUGCUGGAGAACCAGAUCACACACUUUAGGUACUGCUUUCCCUUUGGACGACCAGAUGGGGCCCUGAAGGCAACGCUCUCCUUGCAGGAACGGGUUUUGAUGAAAGACAUCACCACACCAGUCGCCCAGGAGGAGAUGAAGAAGCUAGUGCGGCGGUGUUUACAAAAUGCAGCUCAGAUCAACUACAGUCAGCUGAUGGAAUACGCACAGAUCAAGGUCGAUGUCCAGGCAGCCCCAGAGAAAAGACUGGAGGACAUGAUGCGACUGGGAGAGCUAUGCAUCGAAGUCCUGCAGCAGAACGACGAGCAUCACUCUGAGGCUUUCUCCUGGUGGCCCGAUGUGAUGGCUGAACACGCGGAGAGCUUUCUGUGUCUGUACCAGGUCCACAUGGACGGGGCUCUGCAGGUGCAGCCUGUAGACUCCUGGGACAGCUUCCCACUGUUCCAGCUACUCAACAACUUCCUGCGAACUGACCCUCAACUUUGCAAUGGCAUCUUCCACAAGCACCUGCAGAACCUGUUCGUCCCCCUGGUGGUGCGUUACAUCGACCUGAUGGAGUCGUCCAUCGCCCAGUCCAUCCACCGAGGCUUCGAGCAGGAGACCUGGCAGUCCGUCAAGUCGCUAACUAACAACCUAGCAAACGUUCCUCUCCCCAAAGUGCCCAGCCUUCCGCUCACGCUGCCGCAGAUGCCCAGUUUCUCAGCACCUGCCUGGAUGGGUCCGCUGUGUGACAACACCCUGCAAGGAAUCAAUCUGCCUGACAUCUUUAAUGGCUCAGCCACGUCAGAGGAUUUGUUCUGGAAGCUGGAUGCUCUGCAGAUGUUUGUGAUGGACCUCCACUGGCCCGAGCCUGAGUUCGCCAAACACCUGGAGCAGAGACUCAAACUGAUGGCCAGCGACAUGAUGGAGGCCUGCGUCAAGAGAACUAAAUCUGCAUUUGACUCAAAAAUGCAGAAGGCGAGUAAAUCAACGGAAUUCCGGGUGCCGCUCUCGGUCUGUACCAUGUUUAAUGUGCUGAUGGACGCCAAGAAGCAGUGCUCCAAACUGUGCGUGCUGGACACCGGGCAGGAGGCUGACAAACAAUGGCAACAGUACCACUCCAAAAUCGACGUCCUAAUUGACGAGGCAUUCAAAGAAAUGAUUUCCUCCCUUGUUUCAAAGUUCGCCGGGGUUUUAGACGGCAUCCUGUCCAAGCUCUCGAGAUACGAUGAAGGGACAUUCUUCUCUUCAAUCCUCUCUUUCACAGUGAAAGCAGCUGCCAAAUAUGUGGAAGUCCCUAAACCAGGCAUGGAUCUGGCCGACACCUACAUCACCUUCGUGCGACAGAACCAGGACAUCCUGCGAGACCGCGUCAACGAUGAGCUCUGCAUCGAGACGAUUUUUGAUCAAUGGUACACAAACUCCAUGAAGGCCGUGUGCGUUUGGCUGACAGAUCGAUUGGACCUGAAGCUCCACACGUACCAGCUGAAAACGCUCAUCAAGAUCGUGAAGAAAACCUACCGCGACUUCCGGCUGCAGAGCGUCCUGGACGGAACGCUGAACAGCAAGAGCUACGAGACCAUCUACAAGCGGCUGCUGAUGGAGGAGUCCAUGGCCUCGGUGGGCGACGGCCUGCAGGGCAUCAGCAUGAGGGACAGCGACGAGGAGGACGACUAGGAACCCUCCUCCCCUCUGUCUCUCUCUGCUUGAUCGCCCCCUCCCCAGAUCAGGACCUGCUCCCCAUUGUCUUAUGAAACACCUAUACAAAUAUCUAAGUUGAUAAUGAAGUCGCUGAUGCAAAACCGAUGAGGCUUCGUAACAUCAGGAUACGCUGUUGUGUUGUUGGUCUCACGCAGCUCAGUUUAACAAUAAAUGAAACCAAAAGAUUAUUUGAUGGUAGUUAAAAUAUUAGUUAAGCUCAUGAUAAAUAGUAAAAGUUUGACUGUAGGCACACUUUUUUCCUCUAAAUGCUAAAAGAACAAGACGUUUAAGCUGUAAUGAGUGAAACAGGUGAGAGCAUUCGGUGGGUGUCAGCCAUUGAUACAGGUCCUGAUCGGGGAGGUGGAGCCUCCAGGUAGUGACACACACCCGCUAUCGACCCCACAACGCGUUACGACAUAGACGUCCAGACUGAAUGUACAGCAGAGGACGUGGAGGCGCCCCCUCCACACGCAGCCAUAUCCUGAUUGAUGUCACUCUGUACAGCAGAGCCCACGGCACCGUCCUGUCGCGUCCCCACCGGUGUCGCCUGUGGAAUGCGUUAGCAGCAGCUCGGUGAUUAACUCCCAGUCUCUGGGGCGAAGCUUUGAGUCUGAGUGAAAGCGUCGCUGAGCGUUUUCCAGACGAACGAUGAACAUGAUGCUGAGCGUUCCUUUGGCCUUAUGUCGUCUACUGAGGCAGGGAACCUCAUGUAGAUGUAGAAGAGGCGGAUGAUUGUCGGCCGUUAGGCGUCUGUACCCGUUUCUGCUGUGUUUUCUAAACAUUGAGGUUCUGUAGCUCAGAAUGUGUCCAGUGCCAACGAUGCCGCCGGUCCAGAAGCGACGCAGGAGGAAACGCUGUAGCUGUAGCUCUGCUCGUCUCUGUUCUGUGAUGUUUACUGUUGUGAAGACUGACGUGGAGCGGUCCGGUCCGGUCACACUGCCUGCCCUGAAUCACACCCAGCCUCGGUCAAGGCUGCCAGCGUGCCAUCGAGCAGACGAGGCCUGCACCUUCUGGACGCCUCAAAAGAACCCGGAGACUCUCUCUUUUUUUUUUUUUUUUUUUUUUUUUAUCUGAUAGGAUGCGAGUAGUCGAGUGUCUCGUCGCUGCUGUUCCGUCGUCCGCCGCCGUCUGUUUACGUGCUGUUUAAUGAAGUUUACCUGUAACAGUGUAGGCCUCCAGUCGACCGUGUGCAACAACCUGCUGUCUGUUCUGUCCGCUCCGGUUUGUGUCAGUGCAGGACAAAAGGACAAUAAUCUAUAUCAAGUAUAUUUAUAUCGUCUGAUUGUGCGCCUGUUUUCUUCAGGUGGCUGAUAAGUGUCGCUAUUAAAGUGUUUUUAAAGCA